UAUUUAUGUGGUCUGAGUAGUUCAGAAUUUUCGCUUUUUUCCGUAGCCUUUUUUUCCUUCCAAAAGUCCUUUACCUUGUGCUGCUGGCAGCUCCCCUCUCUCCCCCUGAUGAAGCCUACAAUUACAGCAACCCUGGGACUGGUCACUCUGCAAUUACAUGGUCCACCGCAGAGCUUCACUUUAGCACUCCUCUGGAACAAAAACAUACAGAGGGAAUGUGCAAAGCAAAGAAAGAAUAAGCAAAAGAAAGAAAGAAUGAGUAAAAGAUAGAGAGAAUGAGCGAAUUAGUUAAAAAUAAAGAAGUUAUUUUCCCCUGCUCAUGUGGCGGUCGGAUUUCUCGUCAGUCGGGAAGGCGUCGUGGCCCAAACUGGGCUCCAGGGUUGACUGACACAAGGCUGCGGGCUCUCUCUGCCCCUCUAGCUCCCUCCACCCACCACCAGCGACCGACACCCACCACCAAGACCCCAAACAGAAACCUCCCUGCCGGUGGCAGAACAACUCUGAGCAGUCCUGUUAGAGCAGGGCUGGUGGAGAGAGAGAGAGAGAGAGAGAGAGAGAGAGAGAGAGAGAGAGAGAGAGAGAGAGAGAGAGAGAGAGAGAGAGAAAGAGAGAGAGAGAGAGAAUGAGUGAGGCGGAUAAAAAGAGUUAAAGAGAGGAACCGAUACGGCCCAGAGUAAGAGAGAGAUUGAGGGGGAGAGGGAGGGAGAGAGAGAGGAAAAUAUCCAAACAACAAGGGUUUCUAUGGGCCAGAGGGAGCAGAAUCAUAAGCCAAAUCAAUGAGUCCCCAGAGGAAGGAUUGACCUUUAACCUGCGGAGCGAGGAGACCGGUGCCGAGGUGUGUUUGGUGAAGAAGACAUGGCGGCCUCUCUAAACGACUCCAGACAGAGCCCCUCCAUCUCCACCUGUUCUCCCAUGAGCAGAGUCAAGGCCCUCCAGGUGGACUCGGUGCAGCGGUGGAUGGAGGACCUGCGCCACAUGACGGAGGUGGAGUGCAUGUGCGUGCUGCAGGCCAAGCACAUCGGAGCGGAGGAGGAGGGCGGCCACCAGGGGGAGCUGAUCGUGGCGUCGGCGCUGGGGGCGGGCGGCGAGCACGUGGUGACCCGGAACAACCUGCAGUCGCUGCUGCGCCGCGCCCUGGUGGUCAGCACCGAGCUGGGCAAGAUGUUCCAGAGGCUGGAGAAGGGCCGCUGGCAGAGGGUGCACAGCACGGCCGUGCGCGCCAACUGCCACGUGCGCUCGCUGGUGCAGGAGUACGGGGCGGCGCGGAGCACGCCCCCUGAGAUGCAGAAGUAUGAAAAAAGUCUACUAGAAAAGUGCAUGGAGCUCACCAACAUCACAGAGAGGUGCCUGCACACCGACGAUGAGUUCUUCCUCAAGUCCAUGAGAGAAGCUAUCCAUGAGAUUCUCACUAACGUCAGCGAUUCGUUCAGCAACAUGAUUGACAUGGCACUGGCCAAUGAAAUCCAGGUGUUGAUCAAACAGGUGGAGUCGUCGGACAGCGUGUACACUAUCAGCAGCGCCAUCAGUAACCUGCUGUCCCUGACUCAGGACGGACCACAGCUGUGCAGCAUCAUCGCCAAGGAGGGAGCGGUGGUGGCCUUGUUCAAGAUCUGUCGCCAGGACUGCUUCAGCGACCUGUACGCCCACGCCCUGAGGACUGUGGCGUCCAUCUGCUGCGUGGAAGAGGGCAUCAAACAACUGGACAAGGUGGAUGGAAUCUUGUGCCUGGCUGACAUCCUGACAGAGGAGAACAGCGAUGAGGCGGCGAGGGCGGAGGCAGCAGCGGUCGUGGCUCAGAUCACCUCCCCCCACCACACCUCCACCCAGCACCUGGCCAGUUUCCUGGAGAGCAUGCAUGACAUCGUCACCGCACUCAUCAAGCUGUGUGCCACGGCGUCCUGUGGCGAGGUGUUCCUGCUGGCGUCGGCCGCCCUCGCCAACAUCACCUUCUUCGACAGCAUGGCCUGUGAGAUCCUGCUGCAGCUCAACGCCGUGCAGAUCCUGCUGGGGGCCUGCAGCGACCGGCAGCGUGUGGACACGCCCUACUCCAAAGACCAGGUGGUGACCAUCUUGGCAAACCUUUCUGUUUUGGGGCAGACGGCACCUGAAGUUCUUCAAGAGAAAGGGAUCGAGCGUCUGCUGGUGCUGCUGGGGGAGACACCGUCCUCCCCCAGCCCGUCGGAGGGCGCUGCCUGCGAGCGCGUCCAGCAGAAGGCGGCCGUCACGCUGGCACGGCUCAGCCGAGACCCGGAGGUCGCACGCACCGCCAUCCUGUUGAACGCUCCGGCUCGUCUCAUCAAGCUCUGCCGCUCCCCCGCCGAGCGCAACAACAGCGAUUCUGUGCUGGUGGCCUGCCUGGCUGCUCUCAGGCGGCUAGCGGCAGGGUGUCCAGACGGCAUCGAACCUGCGGACCACCAGCAGCUCAUCAAGCCCCGGCUGGUGGACUCCUUCCUGCUGUGCUCCAACAUGGAGGAGAGCUUUGUGUGAUCCUGCUCCU
Molecule: messenger RNA, 2497 nt
Organism: Gadus morhua (Atlantic cod)
Lineage: Eukaryota; Metazoa; Chordata; Actinopteri; Gadiformes; Gadidae
Gene: insc
Product: INSC spindle orientation adaptor protein
Exons: 13
Coding region: 856-2487 (543 amino acids)
Biological process (GO): establishment of mitotic spindle orientation; regulation of asymmetric cell division; asymmetric cell division
Cellular component (GO): apical cortex
Molecular function (GO): cytoskeletal adaptor activity; protein binding
Source: RefSeq, a predicted model, not a curated record